Pseudoliparis swirei is the source of this 3021-nucleotide messenger RNA. RefSeq names its product lipoprotein lipase (gene lpl2a). Gene Ontology annotation, biological process: lipid metabolic process. The record is from RefSeq and is a predicted model, not a curated record. Gene Ontology annotation, molecular function: lipoprotein lipase activity; apolipoprotein binding. The transcript has 10 exons. The coding region runs from base 272 to 1810 and encodes 512 amino acids. Lineage: Eukaryota; Metazoa; Chordata; Actinopteri; Perciformes; Liparidae.
UGAGUCUUUUCUGAGUUAAUUCUUUUUCUAAUGAUUUACCAAACGCAGACUUUUCCAUCCGCCUGCCCGGGGCUCAGCAGCCAAUGGCUGGUCAGAGGUGCUAUUUAAGACUCGGGCAGUUCAAGGUGGUUCAGAUAUCAGCGCUCUGAGCGCAACCGGACGCACCGAAUUACCCUCAGAACUGAAUACAUCAACUCUUCCGCCUCGAGAGCCGACUGGUUGAAUUCAUUCUUCGAGACAUUUUCUCCAAACGGAAACGGCUGAAUAAGCAAUGAAAACGUGGCGACUUCGGUUUCUGUACUUUCUGGUGUUGAACGUUGCAGCUGUGCCGUCUGUGACGUCUCUGGAGGAAGAGCUCACCGAUUCUAUUUUUGAUAACUUCCUCGACCCCCUGACAGAUUUGUUUGUCCACAAGGAUGACAGCAAUCACACUAUCGCCAGAUUCUCCCUGCGCAAACCAUCGCAUCCCGAUGAUGACCUGUGCUACAUCGUUCCUGGCAAACCGGACUCCCUGGCAGCCUGCGCCUUCAACAGCACCUCCAAGACCUUCCUGGUAAUCCACGGAUGGACGUUGAGUGGGAUGUUUGAAAGCUGGGUGGAGAAGCUGGUGUCGGCGCUGUACGACCGAGAGCAGACGGCCAACGUCAUCGUGGUGGACUGGCUCGCCUCCUCACAGAACCACUAUGUGGUCGCAGCUCAGAACACCAAAGAAGUCGGACGCGAGGUCGCCCGCUUCAUCGACUGGAUCGAGGAAACCAGCAACAUGCCUCUCGAGAACAUCCACCUGAUCGGCUACAGCCUCGGCGCUCAUGUGGCAGGAUUUGCUGGAAGCCACGCAACCAAUAAAGUCGGGAGAAUAACCGGUCUGGACCCAGCUGGUCCUGACUUUGAGGGAGAGCAUGCCCACAGGCGUCUGUCCCCUGACGACGCUCAUUUUGUGGACGUCCUGCACACCUUCACGCGGGGCUUCCUGGGUCUCAGCAUCGGGAUCCAGCAGCCGGUCGGCCACAUCGACAUUUACCCCAAUGGAGGCGGCUUCCAGCCGGGUUGCAACCUCAGGGGGGCGCUGGAGAAGAUCGCUAACUUCGGGUUAUUCGCUAUCACCGAUGCAGUGAAGUGUGAACACGAGCGCUCGAUCCACCUGUUCAUCGACUCGCUGCUGAACAAGUGGGAAGCAGCCAAGGCCUACAGAUGUGGCAGCAAUGACAUGUUCGACCGCGGCAUGUGUCUCAGCUGUCGGAAAAGCCGCUGCAACGCAGUGGGCUACGACGUCAGUAAGGUCCGCAAGGCGCGCAACGUUCAGAUGUACACCAGGACUCGAGCCUCCAUGCCUUUCAGAGUUUACCACUAUCAGCUGAAGAUCCACUUCUCCAGUCAGGUGAAUCGCUCAGAGAUGGAGCCGUCACUCACUGUCUCGCUGUUCGGCACAAAAGGAGAGGUGGAACACCUGGAGCUUCAACUGAAGGAGAAGAUAGCGACGAAUAAGACCCAUUCAUUCCUGCUCGUGACAGAGAAAGAUAUCGGCGAUCUGCUGAUGUUGAAGUUUAACUGGGAGGAGACGAAUGGUUGGUCGGCAUCCAACAUGUUAAAGAUGGUUUCUUCUUGGUGGUCCGGUGACUCAGACAGCGCCAACAUGGAGGUUCACAAGAUCCGCAUCCGAGCCGGCGAGACCCAACAGAAGGUGGUGUUCUGUGUAAAAGACCAUGAAGCUCAGAAAUUAACACAAGAGGUCACAUUUGUUAAAUGUAAGAAUACGUGGAGGACGAACCCGAAGAAAACUCCGAAAAGAGUGACUCUAGAGAAACACUGACGAGGAGAAAAGAACACACCUUUGAACGCCCUCCAGCCCAUUUCAGCACUUUUAAAUUUAUACACCUGUAAAAGUUUGUUGGUUAUUUAAAAAGAAUGUGAGUGUAUACUGUAAAAAUAUUUAUGUGAAGAAAGUUUUUUCUUUCUGUGAACUGUCACUUCAUUGUUGCACCAUAAAAGUAAAACGUGUGGUCGUUGGUGCAUGCGUUGGAUCCAAAGAGACGGAUACGGGUAACCCGGACACUCCCAUACUCUGACUGACUGGAUUUACCUUCAUAGUUCUGGAGGUACUGAUGUCCCAUUGUGUAAAAUACCUCAAGUUAAAUUUCAUAUCGCGGCGGAUCUGAAGAAUAAAAUCUUCUUUGUGUUCAUGGAGGCCUGCAGGCACUUCUCAAAAAGAAGUAACAAUUCCCGUGAAGAUGACUUUCUUACGGUUUUUAUUACAAUAGGGUACCGUUUAUUAUUGUAUUAUGAACUGACUCAGCAUUCACCACUGUGGCUCACUGCACUGUGUGUGACUGUGAGACCGGUAACAGUGUGCCUUACUGUCGACUGACGCAAAUGUCACUCGUUUUAAUGUAGUUGCUGUUUUUCACCUGUGUGUACUUUAUUAUUGUUAUUCCGGAAACCUUUUGAAACAUCUGAACUUUCAAAAGUCGUUUAAAACACUUUGUUUCACUGCUACACUUCUGGAAAAUGUUUCUUUGAAGCUGUUAUCUCAAAUAAGCACCGGACAUUUUGUCCACCGUAGAUCAAUUACAGUUUUAUUGAGGCUCAGUGUGAGUAAAACACCGUUAUUAUGAAUGUAGUCCUUUUUGUUUGACUGUCUAUUACAAGUCUCUCUCUGGCUUUUUAAAUCCGGACGAAUGCUUUUUUUGUUUAUGUUUCCAGUUUUGAGUAAAAUCUAAACCGUGGCUGGUUUGGGAUCGGUACUGUAAUCAUUGCGACUUCAUCGCCACCGACUUCAGCAUUGUUGAAAUGUUUUUUGCACUGAAAAAAUGGGAGAUUGCAAAACCAAGUUACUUGUAGAGUUAUGUAAAUACCUACACACAAAUGUUUGAUUGUGUUGUAUGAAACGCUGUUAGUGAAAUAUUUUUUAGGUCUGGAUGAAUUUAAUCUGUAAAAUGUGCAUUUUGUACAUAUUUGUAAAUAUUCUCUGUACUGUUGAAAUUCUUUCAUAAACCAAAACUGCCACUUGGGUGGUCACCCUGA